AUGGCAGAAUUAAGUGCAGUGGUCACUUCGUUGAAGUUGAUCCCUUCAUCUAGCUCAGUGACGAUUAAGACGGACAGUGAAAUUGCUCAAAAGAUUUUCACAAACAACAACUAUCGAGGACAAUUCAUUCAACUCAAAAGAGAAUAUGAGGCAACAAUACAAGACAAAAAACUUAAAGUUACCAUUGAAUGGGUAAAAGGACAUGAUAAAUGUCAGGAAAACAACUUCGUUGACAAACUGGCAAAAAACUCAAGUACCAAAGGCAAAUUUCUGGAUCCAAAGAACCUAUUCACACAAGAACAACUUCUCAUCAUUAAGGACUCAUUAUGGAUCCCCAACCCUUGUAGAAUAAUUAGAAAUAAUUGGCUAUCACAGGUAUCGGAAAAUAGUCAAGUGACAAACAUAGUGAGCGAUACUACUUUUCGUUAUAUUGAAGGAAUCAACACCACAUCACAAAUACUCGAUAUGGAGAAACCUUAA
Naegleria lovaniensis is the source of this 480-nucleotide messenger RNA. RefSeq lists its product as uncharacterized. Bases 1 to 480 code for a protein of 159 amino acids. The transcript has a single exon. Gene Ontology annotation, molecular function: RNA-DNA hybrid ribonuclease activity; nucleic acid binding. The record is from RefSeq and is a predicted model, not a curated record. NCBI's taxonomy places the organism in Eukaryota, Heterolobosea, Eutetramitea, Acrasida, Naegleriidae.